AAAAUGCUUCAUGUGGUUUUUUCAUGUUUUCUUUAUACCGAAUUUUGUCCAGCCGCAUUUUCAUUGCUUUGACCAAAACAUAAAAACUGUAAAUUUUAACUGAUAUUUUAUGGCGAGUUCAUCAAAGAAGAUUAAAAACAAUGAAGAAUUCCCUACGGACUGGGAUAUUGACUACUACCGCGCUGAUCAUGAAAGUGACGAGCAUUGGCAAAUGAGACGCCACUUUAUGGAGCUGCAUAAAGAUAAAUUCCCGGAAGAUCGCCUUGUGUGCCUUGCUGCAGUGUUUACGAAUAUGGAGUUCAUGGGUUGCCGAUAUCCAUCCGAGACCAUGCAACUGGUGGCCGAGUUGUCGAAAGAAGUUGUAAAAGAUUAUAGGAAAAGUCGAGAGACGCGGCUUAAGCGUACUUUUGUAGCAGCUUCAGAAGCAGCUGAAGCACGCGUCAAAGCUAGGUUGGGUGGACAUUCAGGACAUCAACAAAAUCUUAAUCGAAAUAAUUCUGAUAACAGCAAAUUAUCUGGCAUGCAUAAGAGUAAUAAUCUCUUUGAAGGCCUACCGUUCGGAAAAUAUGUAUUGUUUUUAAUCGGUGGGCGCAAUUGCUUGCGUAUGUCUGCACAGCGAUGUAAUAUUGAAUAUGAAGAAAAGGAAGUCGAAGGCCCAAAUAAUACAAAAAAAAUUACUGUGUUCUUAAAUGGAAAGUUGGUAAGCGAUGCAUGCGAGGAAAACCUAAAAGCUGCAAAGGCGCAAGUUUUCAACAAUGCCUUAGAUGUGUUGCAAAAUAAAUGUUAUUCAAUAAAGCCAAAUCCACUGCGCGAUACAAUAAAAAUAAAUAAAUCCAAUAAUGAGAUCGUUUGUGGAGUUGUCAAACAACAGGCAGACAACGCAGAAGAUAAAAAAUUAGAUGCGUCUAAUAAAGGCUAUAAAAUGAUGAAGCUAAUGGGCUGGACUGGUGGUGGUUUAGGCUCUAAAACACAAGGCCGUGAAGAGCCAGUAGGCUACUUGCUAAAAAAUAAUCGCGCAGGUCUCGGGAACGAGUCUUGUAAACUAGAUCGCAAAUAUUUCAGACAGAUAUUACAGAAUUAUCUCGAAUCCGAAGACAUACGUGAACUGCAAUUUGAGCCAUCUUUCACGAAGGAAGAACGGGCAAUGCUCCACGAAAUUGCUGGAAAAUUCAAUUUAAAGUCAACUAGCCAUGGAAAAGAUGCAGAACGCCGUCUGGUUAUAUCUAAGAAGACUAUUACCAACGAGCAAAUUCUAAGUGAAAUUUUAUUAAAAAAGAACCCCAGCUAUAUCGAUAAGUAUUUUGUACAAGUUCCAGAGGCGAAAGCUCGUUUCUAUCCAGAACACACUGAAAAACUAGAUUUAUAUAUGUAAAGAUUUAGGAAGUUGUAGUUCGUUGCCCUGCACCCUCCCAACCAAAAAUAAAUAUACAUAUAGAGUAGUUUUUAUAAUAAAAAUGACGAAUUAUUGAAA
Bactrocera dorsalis (oriental fruit fly) is the source of this 1471-nucleotide messenger RNA. Its product is annotated as NF-kappa-B-repressing factor. The coding region runs from base 110 to 1372 and encodes 420 amino acids. The transcript has 5 exons. The record is from RefSeq and is a predicted model, not a curated record. NCBI's taxonomy places the organism in Eukaryota, Metazoa, Arthropoda, Insecta, Diptera, Tephritidae. Gene Ontology annotation, molecular function: nucleic acid binding.